Molecule: messenger RNA, 477 nt
Organism: Phytomonas sp. Hart1
Lineage: Eukaryota; Euglenozoa; Kinetoplastea; Trypanosomatida; Trypanosomatidae
Source: the annotation of a GenBank genome assembly
AUGUCCUACCUCGUGCACGCCGAGAGGUUUUUCGACAUCGAGACGAAACGGCAUAAUGUGGCAAUGCGCGCGGCUCAUCAACUGGAUGUUCAAAUUAGAGACAUGAUCCACUCCCCUCCACUUGCCCAGUUACACUUAAAUCAUGGUAGUAGAUUCGGGGCCAUAUCGGGCUCUGCUGCAAAGCCUGUCACCUUCAACACCAACAAGAGCAUUAUUUUGGAUCUCGACGGCAAUGAAUUUUCUGACCUGCCGGCUCCAGACUCCGCUUCACAAUCUGCCGGACUAACGGGAAGCAGUCAGUCGACAGGUAGUGUACCUCGCGAAUGUGUACUAUCACCAAGGUUUAAAGACAAUGGUCUUUUGGGACUUGGGUUAGAUGAAGACAUCGGCGGCCCCACUGUUGCUUUUUCCCUCAAUAACAACUAUAUCCAUAGCAUCACCAACAAACGACAUAGGGUGGAGCUCGCGUCUGCCUAA